Leptopilina heterotoma is the source of this 1138-nucleotide messenger RNA. RefSeq lists its product as uncharacterized. The record is from RefSeq and is a predicted model, not a curated record. Bases 326 to 1138 code for a protein of 270 amino acids. Gene Ontology annotation, cellular component: nucleus; transcription regulator complex. The transcript has 2 exons. Gene Ontology annotation, biological process: regulation of transcription by RNA polymerase II. Gene Ontology annotation, molecular function: DNA binding. NCBI's taxonomy places the organism in Eukaryota, Metazoa, Arthropoda, Insecta, Hymenoptera, Figitidae.
GAAGGGGGCAAGGAGAGAACAGUCGCAGGUGGUGGUUCGAGAACAAUUGUUAUAGGGGGUAUAUGACGUACACAUAUAUAUGUAUACAUAUGAACGAAAAUGUCGCUAGCGCUAGCAAGGCGAGGGCGAAAUGCUCAGCGAAUCGAUCGUUACUCGAAAGCGUCCUGCGCGCUAAUCGCUCUACUGACGCUAGUAUUCGCCCAUAUUUUACUUGCCUUCAGUUUACCAUAGUCAACAACGUAGAAGACUUUUCCAAGCACGUUUUAGAAGAAAUUUUUUUUUCUUUCGUUUUCACAAGAAGAAGAGGCAAAAAAAGUUGAAAAUAAUGAAGGACGAGGUGAAAAUGGAUGCGAAUCGCUUAAUAGCGGAAGUUUACAAAAGACCGGCUCUUUGGAACCAGAGACACAUCUCUUAUCACAAUCGAGAAGUGACCAAUAGAGUUUGGCUGGAAAUUGCAACGAUCUUCAAACUUCCAAAACCAGUUUUGAAAGCAAAAUGGAAAGGUCUUCGAGACACUUUUCGAGCCGAAUUGAAAAAAGAAUUGGUCUAUCAAAAAAGCAAUUAUCAUCGAAAUCGUCCCGUUUGGAUUCAUUUCAAGAGCCUUCAGUUUCUAAAGGAACAAAUGGUACCCCGACCACCAAUUUGGGAACGUAAUUGCUCUCGUAAUUCGGACAAUGAUCAUUCGAAUGAAAUGGACACUGAUCAGAAUGGAAGUUCCACUAAUAAAGUGUCGAAUGUUGAUGAGAAUUCAACUCUUGAUCUUGUCAAUGGUGACACACAAAUAAAUCUCGAUGGCAUUCAUCAAGUUGAAGUGAAACAAGAACCAGAGGAACAAUUUCAAAGUCUUGAAUUUCAUAAUGUCUCGGAGAAUCUUGCUGAUAAUGAGAUGAUGCUACAAAAUCUAUCGCCUGAACAAGUUCUUAUGGCCGAUGCAGAUUCAAUGAACGGCCUCAAUGUCGAUCCUCUCGAAGGAAAUCGUUGCGAUGAUAAUUAUUUCUUUUUAAUGAGCCUAUUACCUCACAUAAGAACUUUGCCGGCCGAGCGAAGAAUGCUUCUCAGGAUGCAAAUGCAAGAACUGGUUUACAAGGAAGUUUACAAAAAGAGUAGUAGUAGCAGUGAAAGAGAAUCUACCCCUUGA